Messenger RNA from Phalaenopsis equestris, 1197 nucleotides. RefSeq names its product isoflavone reductase homolog. The transcript is spliced from 5 exons. Gene Ontology annotation, molecular function: oxidoreductase activity. NCBI's taxonomy places the organism in Eukaryota, Viridiplantae, Streptophyta, Magnoliopsida, Asparagales, Orchidaceae. The record is from RefSeq and is a predicted model, not a curated record. Bases 81 to 1013 code for a protein of 310 amino acids.
UCGCAGUAUCGGACAAAGCACGCAAUAAUUCCUCCCUUUGCACGCUGCUAACAGAACCAUUAGGAGAAAGGAGAACGCUAAUGGCGUUGGAGAAGAGCAGGAUCUUGAUCAUCGGCGGCACGGGGUUCGUCGGACAGUACAUUGUGAGGGCGAGUGUGCGCACUGGACAUCCCACCUUCGCCCUCAUCCGGGAAGGUUCAGCCGGCUCCGAUCCUGACAAAGCUAGAGUCAUCGAUGACUUUAAAGCCGCCGGCGUCACGAUUGUCUACGGGGAUCUUCAUGACCAUGCGAGUCUUGUGAAAGCGAUAAAGCAGGUGGAUGUGGUGAUAUCGACUGUAGGUCAUGACCAGAUCGCUGACCAGCCGAAGAUCAUUGCUGCGAUUAAGGACGCUGGGAACGUGAAGAGGUUCCUCCCAGCAGAAUUUGGUAAUGACGUUGACAAUGUUCAUCCUGUCGAUGCAGCAAAGAAAUUAUUUGAUACGAAGGUCCAAAUCCGUCGAAUUAUUGAGGCAGAGAAUAUCCCAUACACGUUUGUUGUUGCCAACUUCACCGCGAGCUAUUUCCUUCCCUCCAUUGGGGAAGCUGGCCCCUGGAGUCCCCCAACCGAAAAGGUCGUCAUCAUGGGCGACGGCAACGCAAAGGUAAUCUUCAAUUGCGAGGAUGAUAUCGGCACGUACACGAUGAAGGCUAUCGAUGACCCGAGGACCCUGAACAAGAUUCUAUAUCUGAGACCUGCGGAGAACGUCUACUCUCAAAAUGAACUUAUCUCUCUUUGGGAGAAGAAGACCGGGAAGAAACUUGAGAGGAUCUAUGUUCCUGAAACUGAAGUACUGAAACAAAUCCAAGAGGCUCCGGAGCAUCGAAAGCUUCCGCUGUCUAUCCAUCACACUGCAUUUGUAAAGGGAGACCACACCAACUUUGAAAUCGACCCAGAAAAGGGUGUGGAAGCAACCCAGCUCUAUCCUGAUGUCAAGUACACUACUGUGGAUGAAUAUCUCAACAGGUUACUGUAGAACUUCUUCUAUAUUUUCUUUAUAUAAGGCUUUAAUGCAGUAAUUACUAAUUCGUAUAUGAUUAUGUUACUUUAUUUUAUUUUUUAUUUUUAUUAUUUUUCUUAGUUGACGUUUUGGUUAUUUGUCUGGUUGAAGUUUGAGUGUGAACAACUAACUUUGGUUAUAACUGUGGGUUUGUUGCUUA